Molecule: messenger RNA, 1746 nt
Organism: Coffea arabica (coffee)
Lineage: Eukaryota; Viridiplantae; Streptophyta; Magnoliopsida; Gentianales; Rubiaceae
Product: putative pentatricopeptide repeat-containing protein At1g10330
Biological process (GO): RNA modification
Molecular function (GO): protein binding; RNA binding
Source: RefSeq, a predicted model, not a curated record
AUGAAAGACGGUUGGUAUUUGUCAGAAGGAGAAGACAACCUCAAAGCCAGUAGAGACCUCUCAACCAAAGAUGCCUAUCUUAGAGAGGGAUUAAGUCCACGUUUUGGCCAAGAUACACGCCCGCAGUUCCUCCUCAAUGCUCUACAACGUUUCAUCAAAAACUCGGAAAAGAUCAAACAAAUUCAUUCCCUUUUAACUACCAAUGGUAACCUCCUCAUCACUUCUGGAUGGACCAACACACUUCUUUACAACUGCCUCAUCAGAGCCUAUCUCAGCCUUUCCCAACCACAAACAACACUCAUUCUCUUCCGCCACAUGCUCGCUCACACUGCCCCGCCCAAUAAUCUCACUUUCCCUUCACUCAUCAAAGCGGCCGCGUCCCUCUUGCCUCCAUAUGCUUCCCUCGUGGGGCGACCCCUCCGAGCUCAAACUCAAAGAGGGGUCUCAGAUGACCCUUUUGUGCAAACUUCUUUCAUUUCUCUGUGUGCACAUUUGGGUGAUCUUGAUGGAGCACGUAAGGUGUUUGAUGAAAUUCUCCAACCGUGCGUUGUUUCAUGUAAUGCCAUGCUUGAUGCUUUUGGGAAGUGUGGGAACAUGGAUUCGGCGGUUUUGAUGUUUUCGGGAAUGUCUAGAAGAGAUGUUUUUUCCUGGACGAGCGUAAUCAGUGGCUACGCUAGGAAUGGGCGAUUUGGGGAGGCAAUGGGGAUUUUUGGGAAAAUGAUGGUGGAUGAGGACGUCAGUGUUGGGGUUUUGAAGCCUAAUGAAGCUACCUUUGUUACUGUUCUAUCUUGCUGUGCAAAUUUUGAGGGCGGUAGAGCUUUGUAUCAUGGGAAACAAAUACAUGGAUAUAUGGUCAAGAAUGAGAAUAAAUUGAGUGUUUUCAUGGGAACAGCAUUGAUCGCAUUCUAUGGAAAAAUGGGAUGUUUUAAUUAUGCUAAUAAAUUAUUUGGCAGGAUGAUGGUUAGGGAGGUUUGCACUUGGAAUGCUAUGAUUUCUUCACUUGCUUUGAAUGGUAGGGAGAAGGAUGCCUUAGAUAUGUUUAUCAGGAUGAGGACUGGAGGAUUUUGCCCAAAUGAAGUUACUUUUGUUGGUGUAUUAUCCGCAUGUGCUCGCGCCAAGCUUGUGGACUUGGGUUUGGAGUUCUUCCAUUCAAUGCAAAGACAGUUUGGCAUUGUUCCCAGGAUGGAGCACUAUGGUUGUGUGGUUGAUCUCCUGGGAAGAGCUGGAUUGCUCAGGGAAGCAUAUGAAUUUAUGGAAUGGAUGCCUUUUGAGGCUGAUGCAUCUGUUUUGGGAGCUCUUGGUGCUUGUAGAAUACAUGGAGCCACAGAUUUGGCAAAUGAAGUGGGACUGCGCCUUUGUAAGUUGCAGCCCCAACAUUGUGGGAGGUAUGUGCAAUUGUCAAGCAUUUAUGCUGGGGCAGAGAGCUGGGAUAACGCUGCUGCCCUGAGGAAACUAAUGACGGAUGCUGGAAUUCACAAGAUUCCUGCCUAUAGCACGAUUCACCAACAAUGAGAUAUUUAUGGUAACCUUGUUUCUCAAUUGCAAGGAUGACUGAAGCUCGAACCUCAAAACUUACGUGUUUUGAUACUCUCAAAAUCUUGAUAACUUGCCCUCUUCAAAUAAUCUUAAAGCUGCUUGUACGGUUGAGAGACAUCUUUAGAGCACUGCAGUAUUGCCUAAAACUGCAUUUUAGGCCCUAUUUGAAAACUUGAUUAAAUGACAUUGAAUUUCUUAAGUAAAAUUUGA